This is a messenger RNA of Peromyscus californicus insignis, 904 nucleotides long. Its product is annotated as sentrin-specific protease 2-like. The coding region runs from base 8 to 706 and encodes 232 amino acids. The record is from RefSeq and is a predicted model, not a curated record. Gene Ontology annotation, molecular function: deSUMOylase activity. The transcript has a single exon. Gene Ontology annotation, biological process: protein desumoylation. Gene Ontology annotation, cellular component: nucleus. Lineage: Eukaryota; Metazoa; Chordata; Mammalia; Rodentia; Cricetidae.
UCAAGAGAUGGGCAGAGGACUGAACCAUGGCCCCGAUGUCACAGCAGACAUGGAAAAGGAAAUUAGGAGUGCAUUAGGCCCAGGGCCAGAAGAUGAGAUCUUGAGUUGUGCCUUCAAACUGCGAAUUACUCGAGGAGACAUGCAGACACUAAAGGAGACCCAGUGGCUCAACGAUGAAGUCAUCAAUUUUUACAUGAAUCUUCUCAUGGAGAGAAACCAAAAUGAAGGAUACCCAUCAGUUCAUGCAUUCAAUACCUUCUUUUACACUAAAUUAAAGUGUGGGGGCUACAGGUCAGUCAAAAGAUGGACCCAGGCAGUAAACCUCUUUGUCAAGGAACUUAUUCUGGUGCCGAUUCACCUGGAUGUGCACUGGAGCCUGGUGGUAGUAGACCUAAGAAAGAAGCAUAUUGUCUAUCUGGAUUCGAUGGGACAGAAAAGACCAGAUGUCCUCAAGAUGAUUUUCCACUACCUGCAGGAUGAGAGCAAAGCCCGAAGGAAUAUUGAUCUGAACCCUUUGGAGUGGAGGCAAUACAGCAUGCCAGCAGAGGAGAUUCCUCAGCAGCGGGAUGGGAACGAUUGUGGAAUGUUUACCUGUAAAUAUGCAGAUUAUAUUUCCAGAGGCCAACCCCUCACCUUCUCUCAGCAGCACAUGCCUCUGUUCCGGAAGAAGAUGGUGUGGGAAAUCCUGCAUAAGCGCUUACUCUAGCGGCAAAUCCUGGCUGCUGAGGCUGCUCUGGAUUCUUUCACGGACUGUACGUCUUCACGUACUUCAGACAGGGUGAGUAAGAAUGGGUGUUGCCCCACUUCCCUCCCUGUAGUGCUAACUUGGAGCAAGGGAGAGCUGCAUCUGAUGCAAUCUAUAAAUAUUUGUACUCCCACAAGUUAUAAACUAUUUGACCAGCGA